UUGAAGCGUAAACAAAUCAAUGAAAAGUGCAAGUGACAGCAAAAUAAAAACAAUGUGAAAGUUUGGGAGUAAAAUUACUUAUUUUUUCGUGUUAUACCUCUAAAAAAAUGCCCUUUUGCGUGGUGGAAACGAAAGCCGGCGACGACCAGGACACGGUGCGCAUCGUUCCGUCUGGGUGGACCGUGGAUAACUUUGUUUACUGGCCACCGGCGGACGGGUAUCGGUUGUCAACAAACGAAAGCUUAGUUCCGGAUCGAAACCGGUGGCGCAAAUUGGAGUGUAAAAUAGUCUGCCGCGCGCCGACCUACGACGCGGCCCGAUCGGUGGGCCAAGCGUUUGGACUGGAUCUUAGCAAUGGGAACUUAGCUGAGGAUCGUAACUGGAAGGAGCCGGAGCUCAACGACCCUCUUCAGCAGUUGGCUAUGCCAACCGUCCGCGCAGGCAUCAAAUUCGAGCGCGAGUGCAUGCUGGACGACGUCCCGGUGGUACCCGCCGCCGGCGACCUACUUCUUGAUCCCGGCCAGGCGUCCAUCUUUAUCACCCGCGAAGAAUUCAACGCCCUCCAGACCCGUCUCGAUUCGAUCGAAGCAAAACUGGACCGCCAAAGCGUGCUUCUGGAGCGCGUCCUAACGCACGUAACCAGCAGCACCAUCGCUACGGAAAGAACCGGCGCCUUAUCCCUCCACCCUCGACAAGAACCGCCCCCGCUGCAGCUGGAGGACUUUACCGAGUUCGAACAGAUGGGCCGCAUCGGCACGGACGAGCAGCUGCGGGAACUCGAACGGAAGCUCGCCGACAAGGCCUACGAGGCAAAGUUCAUCCGCUACUGCCGGACCAUCUACCACCUCACCGGCAAGCGCGAAGGCUACCCCUUCUUCAAGACGCUGCUCCGCGAAAUGCUAAACCCGACGAUCCUGUCCACCUACUCGUGGAAGGGCAACAGCCGCAACGCGGUCAACGAGAGUUUCAGCGAAAGCUUUCCGAACUUUAUACGCUUCGUUUGGCGCGUCACGCUCGCGGCCGAUUAUCAGUUUACCAGCGAGGACAACGCGCGCUCGUUUAGCUCCUUCCUGCGCAUGAAAAAUACCGAAAUCAAGCGAUUUUCCGAUGUUGACCGGGCACGACGGGCGAGCUUCACCAGGAAGAAGCGCAGGAGAAAGAACAAUGACAGUGGCGGGCGCACGCCGGAAGCAAUGGACGCUGAGGAAGGGGGCCGGGAGCGGAAUUUGCCGCCCAACUCGGUUGAUUCCGGCGAGGAAGACGCGUUCGAGUUUGUGAGCAGCAACCGGGAGGCGGCGGAGUACUCGGAUGAGUAGCGGUGGAAGGAGUGGUCUCGAUUUGGUUGAAUGUAAGUUAUUUGAAUAAACCGUACAAACAUUUUAAAGAUAAAUUAUA
This is a messenger RNA of Culex quinquefasciatus (southern house mosquito), 1395 nucleotides long. RefSeq lists its product as uncharacterized. NCBI's taxonomy places the organism in Eukaryota, Metazoa, Arthropoda, Insecta, Diptera, Culicidae. The transcript has 2 exons. The record is from RefSeq and is a predicted model, not a curated record. The coding region runs from base 108 to 1316 and encodes 402 amino acids.